Molecule: messenger RNA, 1866 nt
Organism: Diabrotica balteata
Lineage: Eukaryota; Metazoa; Arthropoda; Insecta; Coleoptera; Chrysomelidae
Source: the annotation of a GenBank genome assembly
GAACUUUUGGAGCAAUUGUUCAAGUUAUUCGAUCAAGACCGGGACCAGUGCUUAGCCCAAGAAGAUUGGAUAGAAUUCUUGAAGCAAAGAUUAAUCAAUGAAACACAGAUCGAUUUUGCAGAACAAUUGGAAAGUGUAGCCUACUGUUUAUGUGGAGAGAAACCUAUAUACUUAGAACAGUUUUAUUUGAUAUUUUUAACAAAGGGGAUUGUAGAUAAACUUUUUCGACUGAUAGACGAAGAGAACUCUGGCGUCAUUUCUUCUGAAGCUAUAAUGGAGUUUUUAAGUACAGUGACGAGUACGAGAUCUCGUUCUGGUUUUGAUAAGGGCAGCAUCGAUCGACUUGAACAAUUAUUUAGACAGACUGUGGGAGAAGGAAAGGAGAUUAAAAAAGAUGAUUUCAAAAAAAUUGUCGUCUCAAAAAACCCAUUUUUCACAGACAGAGUUUUCCAAAUAUUUGAUAAUGACAAUUCGGGAUCCAUUUCACUUCAAGAGUUUCUCGAUGCAAUGCACCAGUUUGCUGGACAAACACCAGAUGACAAAAUACGAUUUUUAUUUAAAGUAUAUGAUCUGGAUGGUGACGGUUUAAUACAAUUAAGAGAACUCCAACACGUCAUGAGAGCGUGUAUGGAAGAAAAUGGAAUGCAAUUUAGUGAAGAACAAGUAGCUGAUUUGACGUUGGCCAUGUUUGAAGACGCCGAUUCUAACCAUAGGGGCGCUAUUACGUAUGAGGCAUUAAAAAACCAAUUAGAAAAACACGGUGGACUAUUAGAAAAUUUAUCAAUAAGUAUCGAUCGAUGGUUGGUACCACCAAAACCGCUAAAAAGGACACCAGUUAUGAAGAAAAUUAUUAAUUGGAGGCCGUAUUAUUUAACAAUUCCUUAUUUAAAAAAUAACUAUGUAUAUUUAGCAUUUUUGUUAGGAUUCCUUCUAGUCAAUGCAGCUUUAUUUAUAUCCAGGGCAAUUCAAUAUGCUGGAUCCAAUUGGUAUACGAUAUUUGCUAGAGCUUGUGUUGGCCAGUGGACAAACCGUUUGUACGGAUAUUUUGAAAAAGAACAAGAAAAGCUUCAUAAUGGAGAAAUACCACCAUCUACACCUGCAGCACCCGUGAAGAGACUAUCAAAUGGAAGUAUUACUAAUAAUAACCAAAAUCCUCUAAAGAAACUUCACGCUACAGUUGCACGGACGUUAUCAAAUCAAAACAAAAAGCCUGCAAUACAGCUUGUUGGAUUUACCAAUGGCAGCUUUCAAAAUGAGCAAACUCCAAAAGAUCCCAAAUGUGAGACUGAAACCAAUUUUAGAGCAGCUUGUAGUACGGCAGAUUUACCAAAUUCGAGACCUAGAAAGUUGUCACCAGAAAAUAGACUUCACAGAUUCCUCUUUACUAACAAAGCACCUCUAGAAAAAUCUUUAUCAAUGCCAGAUAUGCAAACUAAGGCAAAAAGAAGAGAAAGAUUAAUGGUAUUAAGAGAAUAUAUGAGAUCAGAAUCAGAAAAAAGUUUUAAUGAGUGUCAAAUACGCAGAGCGAGACUACAAUCAUUGGGAUUGGCUUACCUGAGUCCACAAAAUAAGAGUUUGGCUCAAAGUUUUAGAUACAUGAGAAACAAACCGACAAUUAUAGCAUUUAAAACACCUAGCUUGGAAGACUGCGAAAAGAAGAACUCGACUACAUCUUUACGUCAAAUGGUUCGCCAAAUAAGUCAGAAAAGUUUUACCUUUUCUCCAGAACGACAAGUAGAAGAAGGUCAAGUGGGCUUGACAUUCACUGAUGCUACGUUCUCGCCCAAUUUGGUUUCUUUAAGACCAAUGAAUUAUCCAGUUGGAAAACCAUUGGAAGUAAGUAUAUUUAUACUUAUAAAGUCAUAA